AUGGAAGAAAUGAAUUUACGUUGGAUUGAUACAAUUAAAAAUUGUAUUACACAACAAAACGAACAACGUCGAGCUGAAACAAAACAUCGAAGUACAUCAUUAGAUCCUUCAACACAUGCUCGUCGUCGACGUUUACAAAAUCGUAAAAUUGUUUUUAAUCGAGCACCUGAAUCUGAUGAUGAACAAACUCAUUUACCAAUUACAUUAAUCGAUUUAAAUACUGAUAAUACUAUACAAAAUAAUAAACUGAAUUCAUUAUUAAAAUCAUCAUCAUCUGGAUUUGAACUAGGUGCUUAA
Molecule: messenger RNA, 297 nt
Organism: Rotaria sp. Silwood1
Lineage: Eukaryota; Metazoa; Rotifera; Eurotatoria; Philodinida; Philodinidae
Source: the annotation of a GenBank genome assembly